Durio zibethinus is the source of this 3174-nucleotide messenger RNA. RefSeq lists its product as uncharacterized. The record is from RefSeq and is a predicted model, not a curated record. Lineage: Eukaryota; Viridiplantae; Streptophyta; Magnoliopsida; Malvales; Malvaceae.
UUGGCCUGUUGCAAUUGCUGUCCCUCGUUAUAAGACUAGGAAGAAACCACUCAUAAACCCCGCUUUUCUCUACCCUCUCUCUCUUUCAUUUUUCCUAAAAUUCUCAUUCUCACACUUGAACAGAAAAAAUACUAUUAAGUUCAUUUCUUUUGAGUGUUCAACUUUGACGGCAUGGAUACUCAGAGAGGUCCUCUUUUUAGCUGGGCUUACUUCUGCCAAGGAAAGACAAUUGAAGAGCUUAGGCUUUCUCUUUUGUAUACUACUCUGGAGCUGGAACAGACAAGGUUGGCAGUUCAGGAAGAGCUGAGAAAGAGAGAUGAUCAAUUAAUUCAACUCAAAGAGUUGCUGAGCAAGGCAGUGAGGGAGAGAGAUGAAGCACAGGAGAAAUAUCAAAGACUUUUCCUUGAGAAACUUUUGCUCCACCAACGGCAACAACAGCAUGGUGCUCCUCUCUCUGGAGUUUCUAGCAUUGAAGAUGAACCCAGAAGAGGAAUUGACUCCAACAAUGGCUUCUCAUCAUCUGAUUGUGAGGAAAGCAUUGUUUCAUCUCCUGUUCUUGACCCAAUUCAACAACCCCAACUGCCACCGGCACCACCACAAGGACCACAAGCACCAGUACCAAGACCACCUAAAUCCAUGCCACAAGCAACCAUAGAGCUAGUGCCUGAAAAGCCAUUACCUGAAAAGGGUAAGCUUUUACAGGCAGUGAUGAAAGCUGGUCCACUCCUGCAAACCCUUCUUUUAGCUGGACCACUGCCUCAAUGGAGACACCCACCACCACCACUUGAGUCCUUUGAGAUCCCACCUGUGACAAUUCCUUCACCACCGCCACCCCCACAACUCCUCCACCAUGACUCCUUGAUCAGCAUUAACGGUUGCAACACCCUAAACACCUGUGGUAAAGUUAACAGGAAAAGGGGUCUUUAUGAUGGCCCUGAUUCUCCUACAGAGACCAAGUUCCAAAGAUUAGUUCUCCAUUGACUACUACUUACACACGAGUAGCCUAAAUAGUAUUAAUUUCAUAAAAUUUACCAUUUUUAAACUUAUUAAAGGUUAGUGAGGGUGAAAUUGCAGGGUGGAAAUCAGCCUAUGGGUAGGGUGACUGAUCUAAGCAUUUUUGUACAGAGGAUUGCUUUAGAGAAGCAACUACCCAACUUCCUAGUUUACUCUUUGGGGAGAGUCAGAAAGAGCUUUCAUUUCUUGGCCUUUUGCCAAUGUUUUUCAGUGAAGAUUUUUUUGUCUUGAUCUCCCCCUCUUUUUUCUUCAUUUCUUCACAUUUGGUUUUUUGCUCCAUGAUGUGAAAGGGAGCUUUGAUUUCUCCAAAAUUGCUGUGGCAUGUAAGCAUAAGUAGUAUAACAACUUUAGCUUCCAUAGUUUUCACUAAGGUAUGUGCUGCUUUCUAAGUGUGGGAAAAGUGUGGACUGUUUGAGAAUUGAGAGAUUACAUUAAAAUUAAAAAAGAUUUUAAAGCAUGAGUUGGUGUGAAGUUGUUGAAAUUGGGAAGACGGGCAUGGCCAAUAACUGGGAAGGUCUAAGAGGCUUGCUUGUCGGAUUAGUGGAUCCCACAAAUCAGAACCAGGAUCUGCUACUGGUGUGAUGUGUGAUUUUAUUACUCUUUUUUUGGUUGAGGGAAGUAUUGUGAUUAUUUACAUGUAAGUCUGAUCUUAUCUUUCUUGAAAUCAUUUUUUCCCUCUUCUUUAUGUAAUGGUAAUAUUGAUAUGCUAAUAUAUUCCUUAAAGCUUCUUUUAUCAAUCUGCUCCCACUUAACUUGUUUAUUGUUAAACUUUUCUCUCUCCCUAAACUAGAGCAAAAGUAAUGCUGGGUUUUGCUUUCCAUGUCUCCUCACAUUACAAGGAUCUGGGAAACAUUUUCCAUUUGCUAUUACUUGGGACGAUAAGCAAUCAAGUUACCAAUGAAACCUUGUGGAAAUGAGCGUUAAAGAUUAAUCUAAAUGGAAAAUAGUAAAUAGAUAUGCUUUCCCACCUUGUUCACUUGGAUUAUAUCUUAAUUUGAAAUGCUUGCACUUUAUAUUCAUACAAGUUGUUUUGCACACAGUUUUAGCACGGUCGUUCUGCUUGGCCUCAAAGUUCAGGAUUUGAAGCUCAAGCCCAGUUAGAAAAAGAAAAGGAAAAUAAGAGAUGAUCUGAGGUUCAUCAGACUCCUGCGAUUAGUUCAACUUGAUCUUCUUAUGCUCUCAUGUCUCAAUCACUAGAUGGCGAGUCAGAUUAAACAAUGUUUUGUAAAAUGCAAAGCACAAAUGAAAAAAGAGCUAUUACAAAGUCAAGUUCACAUUGAAAAACCUGAGGGUGAUGGAUUGAUUUCAUUGGCGAAGCAUGCGCAACGGACUUGUUUCUAGUCUUACUUAACAAAUUUACGGUAAUUAAACCUGCUCAAAAUUGUCGAUGGCUCACUUCCUAUAGAUAGAAUUAGAGAAAACAUCAACGUUAACCCAGCAAACUAUUGGAAGCAGACUCACUUUUUAUUUGUUACAUCAAUAUUGACAAGGCCUAAAACAGAAGUCGAGUAAGGCCUAAAAAAGUUUUCGAGUAAAUGGAUCCACAGAUAAUGACACAUUCCAGUUUUUCUUGUUGAGACCAAUCCAAACUAAGCAUGAACAUGGUUAGAAAAUUAAGGACUAACCUAUUCCAGUCCAAAAGACAUGAUUAAAAUGCACAACUGGAAACUCAGUGGUACUCAAGCGCAAAACAAGCAGGAGUAGCCAUGAUUUUUCAAGGCAAUUUCUAACAGAAAGGAAGAAUUGAAGCAUCCAAGUGCGGUUGAUGUAAAGACCUUGGUUGAAAAGUUAGGCGCACAAUGAAAAGCCUGUUUCCAGGGGAAUUGUCUAGUCCACACGGCAGUGGCUGGGAAAUGAACAAGCUAGCGUGUUUUGCUUGACUGAAGACUCAAUCCCACCUCAAAUGGGUAGCACCGUGAUUUGACGGAGAUUAUCUGCUUCUAGGUCCUCCACUUAUAGAGGCUAGAAAGAUAAUCACAGCUCAGAAAUAAGAAGAUAAGCACAAAGUCUAGAACCAUUUUUGGUUCUAGACCUUUACCUUCAGAAUUUUGGGUCAAGAGACUCGUGUCUAAUGACUUUAUGAUUCCCACUGAAAAGGGCAAUUACUCCAGGCCAGACCCAAUUCAGCGCAGAUAUGGCAUACCUCUGAAGAAUCAUUGG